AUGGCACAGGUGAGGUUUCUGCAGAAAAUCAUGGCCGUUCUAUCUGCUAACAACACAGCUGCUGUGAACAACGCUGAUACUUGCCUGGUGGGCUGCUUCCUUAUUGACAUCCCUGGGCUGGAGCACCUACACAUCUGGCUCUCCAUCCUCUUCCACACCAUGUUUGUAGAUGCUCUGGCAGGCAGUGGCAUUUUAAUUUGUGUCAUCCUCUCCCAGCCAAGCCUGCAGGAGCCCAUGUACAUAUUCCUGUCCAUGUUGGUCAGUGCUGAUAUCUUGCUCUCCACUUCCACCAUGCCCAAAGCACUGGCUAACUUCCGGCUAGGGAGCCAAAUUUCCUUUGAUGGCUGCCUCACCCAGAUGUUCUUCAUCCACUUCCUUUUCGUGGCUGACUCUGCAGUCCUCCUGGCCAUGGCCUUUGACCGCGACAUGGCCAUCUCUGCCCCUUUGAGAUACGCCACAAUCUUCACCAGCACAGUCAUUGGGAAGAUCGUCGCUGCCACGCUGGCCCACAGCUUCAUCAUCAUGUUUCCACCCAUCUUUCUCCUGAAGCGCCUGCACUACUGCUGGAUCAACAUCAUUACACAUACAUUUUGUGAGCACAUGGGCAUCGCCCGUAUGUCCUAUUCUGAGAUCUCCAUCAGUGUCUGGUUUGGGUUGGCAGCUGCUCUACUCUCCACAGACCUGGACAUCAUCCUUAUCACUGUUUCCUGCAUUUACAUCCUCCAAGCUGUCUUCCACCUCCUUUCUUGAGAUGCCUGGUCCAAAGCCCUGAUUACUUGUAGCUCCCACAUCUGUGUCAUCCUACUCUUCUACAUCCCUGCCCUCUUUUCUGUCUUUGCCUAUAGGUUUGGUGGAAGCCGCAUCCCACACUAUGUCCAUAUCCUCCUGGCCAACCUCUAUGUGGUCAUCCCACCUAUGCACAGUCCCAUUAUUUAUGGAGUGAGGACCAAGCAGAUUUUGGAAAGGGCUAAAUAGAUGUUUUCAAAUCUUGCCAAGAAAUAUAAAUAA
This is a messenger RNA of Balaenoptera acutorostrata (minke whale), 1008 nucleotides long. RefSeq names its product olfactory receptor 52B6-like. NCBI's taxonomy places the organism in Eukaryota, Metazoa, Chordata, Mammalia, Artiodactyla, Balaenopteridae. Gene Ontology annotation, biological process: G protein-coupled receptor signaling pathway. Gene Ontology annotation, cellular component: membrane. The record is from RefSeq and is a predicted model, not a curated record. Gene Ontology annotation, molecular function: olfactory receptor activity. The transcript has a single exon.